Molecule: messenger RNA, 1218 nt
Organism: Hyposmocoma kahamanoa
Lineage: Eukaryota; Metazoa; Arthropoda; Insecta; Lepidoptera; Cosmopterigidae
Exons: 4
Coding region: 28-783 (251 amino acids)
Source: RefSeq, a predicted model, not a curated record
AGUUUAUUCAGACAUAUUAAGUGAAACAUGGCUGACGAUUUAUUUGAUAAAAAGAAAGAUGAAGCGCCGAUAUUGGAUUUAUCAAAAACUGUGAUAAAUACGGCAGAGGAGUACAGAGCUGUCUUAGACAAAGUGCCUGAUUUUAAAACAAGACCGGAAAAGGUAAAAGCAGAUGAUUGCAAAAUAAAAGAUAAACCUGAAGAUCAGAAAACAAAGACAUCUCGGAAGGAAAUUAAAGCGUAUGAAAAAUUAGGAACCCGAGGUUACGAAGAGAAAAACUUUACGUUCAUGGAUCCCAUACCUACAGAAAUGCGAGGGCUUAAAUUUGAGGAGUUGUGUGCGGUCCCCAUCGAAUGGCGGAUGCUUACUUCUAUCCGGCCCAAAUCUAAAUUGGAUGAAGAAUAUUUUAACAGAUUAAUAGAAUUACGCAAAGCAGAAUUGAGAACCAAAGCACGAGACAAGAGGGAAUACGCUAAAAACUCAAUGAUUCGAAAAACAAAGAAUCGUUCGGGUGUGACUGAAACCAGAAUCGUAUCAUGCUCCGAGUGUGGAGAAGAGUAUUGUGAUGGUAAAAUGUGCAUUAUCACCAACUACGAUAUGUUUGUCCGGCUCAAAAUUGAAGUGGAAACAAAGGAGAAGCGGACACAACAGACGCCCGCUGCAGGAGGACGGCUGCGCAAGAUGCGCCGGCGCGUGCGCCGUAAAUCACGCAGUAAAAGCGCUGCACCGCCAUCUCGCUCUACUAAUCCGAAGUCGGGUGCCAAAAGCGACUCCGAAUUGUAAAUCACGUAAAUUUCAUUAGGGAAAUUUCUACUGAGAUUAUGGUUCAUUUCUAUUGAUCGAUGCAAACCUACUACAGAAUAAAGGCAAAGUCGUUGGAGCUCGUUGAGAAGUUGUUUAGACACAAACGAUCGUGUUCACAGUCCAAUAAUGUAUGAAAAUGAGCUAUUUACAAGAGCGCUUUAAUCCGGUGUCACCAUAAUCGAGUAUUUAAAAACUGUUACGACUGAUGUGUCUCACAGAAAAAAAAUUAAGUCAGUUUUAGUAGCAAAUAAGAUUCAGUCAUACCGCGUUGUUUUAAAGUUGUAAGAUUAUUUACUGUCGACUCUGAGAUAACCUUACUACGACGUCAUCGUACCUAGCUUAAGUUUGAUUGCAAUAAAAAAAGUCGCAAUUCGGGCGCACUUUAAAUUUAGUCGAUAUGAUAAUUAAGCGAGU